Molecule: messenger RNA, 1354 nt
Organism: Osmerus eperlanus (European smelt)
Lineage: Eukaryota; Metazoa; Chordata; Actinopteri; Osmeriformes; Osmeridae
Product: clathrin coat assembly protein AP180-like
Exons: 10
Coding region: 418-1290 (290 amino acids)
Biological process (GO): clathrin-dependent endocytosis; clathrin coat assembly; synaptic vesicle budding from presynaptic endocytic zone membrane
Cellular component (GO): synaptic vesicle; clathrin-coated vesicle; clathrin-coated pit
Molecular function (GO): clathrin heavy chain binding; phosphatidylinositol-4,5-bisphosphate binding; SNARE binding
Source: RefSeq, a predicted model, not a curated record
CGAAUGCCAAUCUGCUGAUAGCACCACCAUCUACCUUCUCCGUUUGAAGCAUCGCCGGUGGUCAUCGGUGGCACGGGGAUAACGGGGGCGCAUUUGGACGCGGCUCUGGAUGGAGAUGAUACCGGGUACCGACUGAGCAAGAAACAACGCCUCCGUUGAAUUUCAGGGUCGCUGUGAGGACUAAUCCGAGAGCUGGAGGAGAGAGGAGGACGAGGACGCGACGAGCAUCUUUUACAACGAGUAGUCAUUUUAUAAGGCUGUGACUAACGCGUUACUUGUGUCCAGAGUGGAUUUGUAGAAGUGGUCGUCUGGAACAUUCUAUCAGCGGGGAUUCUAUCAGCGGGGACUGGAGAGUCUUUUGGGGGGGGGACGAUCAUCUGACAUUUGAUUCUCGGGAUUUGACACCGUGAAGGGAAGAUGUCGGGGCAGACGCUCACGGACCGUAUCGCCGCGGCGCAGUACAGCCUGACGGGCUCCGAGGUGGCUCGUGCUGUCUGCAAAUCGACCACUCAUGAACAGACAGCGCCGAAGAAGAAGCACUUGGAAUACCUGAUCCAGGCGACCCAGGAGACCAACGUGAACGUGCCCCAGAUGGCAGACACACUAUUUGAGCGCGCGGGCAACGCCAGCUGGGUGGUAGUGUUCAAGGCCCUGGUCACCACUCACCACCUCAUGGUGCACGGAAACGAGAGGUUCGUCCAGUUCCUGGCCUCCAGGAACACCCUCUUCAACCUCAGCAACUUCCUGGACAAGACCGGCUCCCACGGCUACGACAUGUCUACGUUUAUCAGGCGUUACAGCCGCUAUCUGAACGAGAAGGCCUUCGCCUACAGACAAAUGUCCUUUGACUUCGGACGAGUGAAGAAGGGGUCUGAUGGAGUGAUGAGGACCAUGUCAGUAGAUAAGUUGUUGAAAGGGAUGCCCAUCUUACAGAGCCAGAUAGAUGCUCUGCUGGAGUUUGAGGUCCAUCCCAAUGAGCUGACCAAUGGCGUGAUUCAAGCCUGCUUCCUGCUCCUCUUCAAGGACCUGAUCAAGUUAUACGCCUGCUACAACGACGGCAUCAUCAACCUUCUAGAGAAGUUCUUCCAGAUGAAGCGAGGCCAGUGUAAAGACGGCCUGGAGAUCUACAAGAGAUUCCUCACCAGGAUGACCCGGGUGUCUGAGUUCUUCAAGAUCGCUGAGCAAGUGGGGAUCGACAAGAACGACAUCCCGGAGUUGACUCAGGCGCCGGAGAGUCUGCUGGAGUCCCUGGAAACACACCUCAACACCCUGGAGGGGAAGAAGCCGUGAGUAGCCCUCCUCACUCACAUCAAUCACUCACACGCUGACCUGCGCAUGCCCAGCUCACACGCUG